This is a messenger RNA of Hibiscus syriacus, 1497 nucleotides long. Its product is annotated as glycerophosphocholine acyltransferase 1-like. Gene Ontology annotation, biological process: phosphatidylcholine biosynthetic process. Bases 181 to 1341 code for a protein of 386 amino acids. The transcript has 8 exons. The record is from RefSeq and is a predicted model, not a curated record. NCBI's taxonomy places the organism in Eukaryota, Viridiplantae, Streptophyta, Magnoliopsida, Malvales, Malvaceae.
UGUCAUUAUUAGUAAUUAACCCGACGUUUAAAUAAGAUAUGCGUCUCUUGUUUGUUUUUGUGUGUAUAUAUUCACACGGACGCCACCACCUUUUUCCCAUCGUCUUUCUUCACCUGUUAUUCGAUUUGAUUUGAUUUGAAAAGAAUUCAUUCAAUUCCUUUACAAAAAAAAGGGGAAAAAAUGAGUAACAGUGAUGAAUUUGGAGAGAGCCUGAAUGAGAAGGGGGAUCCACCGUCCGGCCCGAUGAAACAGAGAUUCAAAGUUCGAUCGGAGAAAGUAGCGAAAACGAAGGAGAUAUUGUCUAAACAAGCUGUUCAAACGAAGAAGAUGCUGUCGAAACAUGCUGUGAAGAUCGCCAAACGUGCUGAAGAACACGAGCGAUUUAUCAACAAGGUGACGCAUCUUUUGGGGGUUCUUGGUUUUGGAGGGUUUUGCUUUCUCUUGGGAGCGAGGCCACAAGAUAUUCCUUAUGUGUAUUGUUUCUUCUAUGUCAUCUUUGUUCCUCUUCGGUGGAUAUAUUACCGCUUUAAGAAAUGGCAUUACUAUCUUCUGGAUUUCUGCUAUUAUGCAAACACAAUCUUCUUGUUUGACCUUAUUCUUUAUCCAAAAAAUGAAAAGCUUUUCAUGGUUUGCUUCUCAUUUGCUGAGGGGCCAUUAGCAUGGGCACUCAUUGUUUGGCGUUGUAGCCUGGUUUUUAGUUCUGUCGACAAAAUUAUUAGUGUCCUUAUACAUCUUUUGCCCGGAAUAGUUUUUUUUACAAUUCGAUGGUGGAAUCCAGCAACCUUUGAAGCCAUGCAACCUGAAGGAACAUCUAGUAGAAUUUCAUGGCCUUACGUAGAAGACCAGUCAUUCCUUUGGACUUGGCUGUUUGGGGUACCCUUAGCUGCUUAUACCCUAUGGCAAGUUCUUUAUUUCCUCAUAGUUCACGUGCUGCGUCGGCAGAGGCUGUUAAGAGAUCCUGAAGUCAUGACAUCUUACAGGGAACUUUCGAAAAAGGCCAAGAAAGCAAACAACAUAUGGUGGCGUUUAAACGGGUUGCUCGGGGAUCAAAACCGUUUCUUGAUGUACAUUCUAUUUCAAGCCAUUUUUACCGUGGCAACCAUGGCACUCACUGUCCCCAUCUUCCUAUCAUACAAAUGCCAUACGAUUUUCCAAAUACUCAAGGUAUCUGCUUCAGUAUGGAAUGGAGGAAGCUUCCUGUUAGAAGUAAUGCCUAAACAGGUGAUCGUGAAAGAGAAAAAGAAAUCCGAGAUUCAAAUGCAGCCAGCACUACAAAAUGAUCAACCUUCGGAUUUAAUGGUGACAGCGAACAAUUCGUCUGAGAUACACCACCAGCCUUGAAAGCUGUAAAAUCCACGACGAAUUAGUAACUGUUGAUUGUAUGAGGCAAAGCGCAAGAGUUGUUGGUUCUCUUAGAGAGUCCGAACCAGUAGUCUUGAUUUAAGAAUUUAUAGUGUUUUUUUUAUAUAUAAGAUAUAAAAUCUGAAUUUUGUAGAA